This is a messenger RNA of Bipolaris oryzae ATCC 44560, 1572 nucleotides long. RefSeq lists its product as uncharacterized. The coding region runs from base 1 to 1572 and encodes 523 amino acids. Lineage: Eukaryota; Fungi; Ascomycota; Dothideomycetes; Pleosporales; Pleosporaceae. The transcript has 5 exons. Gene Ontology annotation, molecular function: oxidoreductase activity, acting on paired donors, with incorporation or reduction of molecular oxygen; iron ion binding; heme binding. The record is from RefSeq and is a predicted model, not a curated record.
AUGGAGACCUUAAGACCUCCAACGGUCGUCUUUCCGACCAGCCUGCCUCCACUUGUGCUCAAUCCUGUCACCACUUCGAUAUUACUUGCCGCUGUGAUUGCGGUAUUCGUCCUAAGUAGAAAAAACAGCAAAAUUCCUCACGCCAACCCUCCAGCAUGGUAUGCCCCAACGACUACGAAUCAGGUGGACGCUGUGAAAAACGGCAUGAAUAUCCUGAAUGAGGCCCGGAAGAAGUUUCCGGACCAGCCAUACCGAUUCAUCAACAAUAACGGAGAAGUUCUUGUUCUUCCAACACGCUUUGCGAACACUAUCCGUAACGAACCAGGUCUAAGCUUUUCGAAAACGGUCAUACAGGACUUCCAUGCCCAUGUUGCAGGAUUUACAGCUAUGCAAGUCAUAGACCAUCAGGGGCAAAUAUUGCAAAACGUUGCUAGAAAACCACUCACCAAACUUCUCAAUACUGUUACCGAGCCCCUAGCUUCCGAAGCUAUCUUCGCGAUUGGCAAAACCUUGGGCAAUCCUACCGUAGAUUGGCAAGAAACCCUCAUUUUGGACUCGACACUGGACAUUAUCGCACGUCUUUCGUCACGUGUUUUCCUAGGCGACAAACUUUGCCGCAACGAAGAUUGGCUUAAGGUCACGAAGAUGUAUACCGUGGACAUGUUCCAAGCGGCAUUCGACUUGACGCUUGUGCCCUCUGCUCUUCAAUUUCUCAUUCCUCUCUUCUCUAAACAAUGCAGUGUUGUUCGUGGAGAGCUACGUCGCGCUCAGGAGCUGAUCAGGCCAGUGAUCGAGGAGCGUCGUUUACUGAAAGAACAGGCACGCAAGGAAGGAAAGCCAAUUCCGAAGUUCAAUGAUGCUAUCGAAUGGGGUGAGCAGGAAUGCAAAGGUAUCGGCUAUGAUCCUGCCUCACUACAACUCACUCUAUCUUUUGCUGCUAUCCACACCACAUCGGACCUUUUGUCAAAGAUCUUAUUGCUCUUGGCUGGAGAGCCUGAGAAAAUUGAACCCCUCCGGGAAGAAAUAAUUCGUGUCCUGAAAAAGGAUGGAUGGUGCAAAAAUUCGCUGUUCAACAUGAAGCUUUUGGACAGUGCAAUGAAGGAAGCACAAAGAGUUUUGCCUAACGAGCAGUUGGCUAUGCACCGUAUCGCAACUAAAGACGUACACCUAAAAGAAGACAACAUCACUAUCCGCAAGGGGCAGUAUAUCUUGGUAGACACUCACGGAACACAACUACCCCCAAGUGAGAACCCAGAGAAGUUCGACAUCUACCGUUGGUUACGCUUACGAGAAACCCCCGAAUUUGCGAACAAAGCACACUUUGUAAGCACGAGCCCUGAACACCUCGCAUUUGGCCAUGGAACGCAUGCCUGCCCUGGUCGCUUCUUCGCUGCCAAUGAGGUCAAGAUUGCGCUCAGUUUUCUUCUUCUCAGAUACGAUUGGGAACUGGCUCCUGGAACAACUGCUGAGCCGAAUAUCUUCGGAAUCAACUACAUGGUAAACCCGAAGACUACUUUGAGGUACAGGAAGAGAGAGUCGGAGAUUGAUUUGGAGGCUCUGAGGUUUGAGUAG